GUGGUCUUGGAACAGUCAUAUGACUGUUUUAUUUUGAUUUUGGGUAUUUAAUUCUUCGGAUGAGAAACAGGUUAGGCUAGCUACAUAAUUUACAUUACAUUAAAGCAACUUAUUAUGGUGUUCCGCGGUGAAUAUACAGCACUUACGGUCGUGUACAGUAGGCUACAGUACACCCAGCUACGUAUACGCAGUUAUUCAAAUUGCAACUAACGUAUCUAGCUAACGUUAUCCGCACUUUAGGCUACUUAGAAGUCGGGACAAGGGUUUUACAGUUUUCAUAAAAAUGGUAUUCUAAACCAGAGCACCCGUUUCUGUGCAAGUUGGCCUAUGUAUAACAUUAUGUAUUAUUACUGUACAUUUAUGUUUGUCGCGGCGAAUCUUCUGAAAUGCGGGAAUUCCCAGGCAACGUUACCAAAUUUCAUUCUCAUAUUCGCCGAUGAUUUGGGAUUUGGAGACUUGGGUAGCUACGGGCAUCCGAGUUCAGUGACUCCCAACCUGGAUAAACUAGCUUCCAAAGGGCUUCGUUUCACCGACUUCUAUUCCUCCAGUCCCGUCUGUAGUCCAUCCAGGGCAGCCCUGCUCACUGGUCGCUACCAGACGCGCUCUGGAAUAUACCCCGGUGUGUUCUAUCCGGGCUCAAAAGGAGGUCUCCCACUGAACGAGACAACCAUUGCGGAGGUUCUGAAGCCUCUGGGCUAUGCAACUGCCAUCAUCGGCAAGUGGCACUUGGGGGUGGGGCCUAAUAGAAUGUACCUCCCCACCAAGCAGGGUUUUGACCACUAUCUUGGCGUGCCCUACUCCCAUGACCAGGGUCCCUGUCAAAACCUGACCUGCUUUCCCCCGGACAUUAAGUGCUUUGGGCUGUGCGACCAGGGCUUGGUUGCAGUCCCGCUUAUGGCCAAUGACACCAUUAAGCAGCAGCCAAUCAACUUCCUGGAUCUGGAGAAGGCUUACAGUGACUAUGCCACCCAGUUCGUAUCCGUGUCCGCCAGAAGAAAGCAGCCAUUCUUCCUGUACUAUCCCUCACACCACACACACCGGCCCCAGUUUGCAGGGAAGGGGGCGGCUGGAAAAUCUCCCAGGGGGCCGUUUGGGGACGCCCUGAUGGAACUAGACAGCACUGUGGGAAACCUCAUUCAGGCCCUGGAGGACCACGGCGUUCAGAACAACACCUUUGUGUUCUUCACCUCAGACAAUGGGCCGUCUUUACUGCGAAUGUCCAACGGGGGUAACGGGGGCCUCCUUAAGUGCGGGAAGGGCACCACUUACGAGGGGGGCAUGAGGGAGCCUGCCAUCGCCUACUGGCCCGGGGCAAUCAGACCAGGUGUUACACAUGCACUCGCCAGCACCCUGGACCUCCUGCCCACCAUUGCAGGGCUGGCCGGGGCAAAGCUACCCAGAGUGCAACUGGACGGCUUUGACAUGAGCGACAUCUUAUUCAGACACGGACCAAGUAAGAGGGAAGCCAUGUUCUACUACCCAAUGUUCCCAGAUGAGGAGCAUGGGCUGUUUGCGGUCCGGCUUGGGAGAUACAAGGCUCACUACUACACACAAGGCUCAGUACUGAGUAACACCACCCCAGAUAAGGACUGUCACGAGACCGCCCCCCUCAUGCACCACGACCCCCCGCUGCUGUUCGACCUGGAGGCCGACCCCUCGGAGGACUACAACCUGGCCACGCCCGAACACCCCGAGCACCAGGCCGUGCUGCAGCUGCUCCGGGACGCGAAGGCCGAGUUCGAGGGGGGCAUGGUGUUCGGGGAGGCCCAGGUGGGGAGAGGGACCGACCCGCAGCUGGAGCCCUGCUGCACACCGCAGUGCACCCCCAAACCCGCCUGCUGCGCCUGCGGCUAGAAUAACACGGGGCAGGUACCGAGACCAGAACCGAGCAGAACCGAGCGGCACGAGACACAGCUGAGACCAGAACCGAGCAGCAAGACACACAGCUGAGACCAGAACCGAGCAGCACGAUACACAACCACAGAAUGGGACUGAGAGACUGUGGACCCUCUUAAUCAGCUACAAAAACUAGCCCACGCUCACUUCAGCUUCUCACUGGUGCUCCUGAACUGAGCACGUCCUGUCUCACAGGGACUGACCCACACCAACCGCAAAGACAAAGGAGAUGCAAAUCCUGUAUCCAGCAGUGUUGGAGAACUAAAAUCCCAAGGUUGUCCGUAUAAUAUCUUGAGUUAACAAUGAUUGCCAAAUCAGCUGUAAGUGGAGAAUGAGAGCAGUUCGCUAUUUUUUUAAAAACAAGUAAAGUAAAGCCAAAAAUGUGAAUUUCUUGCACCAUUUCAAAGCCUUAAUGUCACAAUAUUUCAUGGGAAAAUUAUAAUAUUAGAAAAUUAAUGGGGAUGCUGUGACACUUUUGAUUCAGUAACCGUGCUGGAACUUUCAGUGACACACACAUAACCUUAACAUUUAAAACAAUUUAAAACAAUAGUGGGUCAUUUUAAUAACCCUGUUUGUUUGACUGAAUGCAGUAUCAGGCCUAAAAAAAAUCAAAUUUGUUCACAGCAGAUACAUCUGCACCACUAACUCAUACCAGGAAAACUGAAUUUAAAGGACUGAUAGAGAAUGUCAGAGCAGAUUUUAAUGAGGAAUUUUCUCAAUGGCAUCUCUGUAAAUUACGAAGAUCACCGGGCCUACCCUACUCCAGCGUCCAAGUGCACUUACACCAUAGGCUCCUUUUACGCCAUUUCUCAUUUUUAUCCCUUUGGUUUUCGUGUAGGCCAUUUUAAUUUUUUAAAACUAUUCCCAGGAAAUGGCCCAAAUCUUUGACCAGCUAAGUUUCACCUUCAUCAGAGUUAGCCAACACGGCAACCUGCUAGCUGAAGUCAAGUCCUCGAGGCAGCCGUCAUAGCAGAUUCCUAACCCCAACAUGAAAUCAAUUCGAGAUCUGUGUUGAUAUAGUUUCGGGCGAACAAAUAUAUCAAAAACCUAUAGCAAUAUGUAAGCUAUAGUAGUAACGGUCUUAUACGAUUGUUGACUUACAGUAGUAGAGAAGACGCUGCAGUUUGUGCUUGUUGCUGGCCUCCUGGAAAGUUCUCCUGGUUGUGACGAACAGGGUUUCAUCCGAUCUCUCCGUAUGGUCUGCAUUGGUGGUAAGAUCUCGUCGAGCCAUUCUCGGUUUGGUUGCAAACCCCUGGUUUUCAUCUUUACACGAACGCGGCGCUUACAAGAACCUCGUUCUCUGGAGCUGCCGAAAAGGGGUUUCCAUAGUCAAACAUCCGGGCAUGAACUUGAGCCCCUUUUUGAAUUUUUCGCGGACAACGGAGAUCCGCCGCGCUGUGACGUUCAAAGGAGAAUCGUAAUUUCCUUGGCUCGCCGUCCCAGCUAACACAAAACGUUUCUCACAAUGUUGCUGCAAUUAAGUGGCAAUGUUAUAACACUGACAAACCAUUUCAGUAACAUCGUGAGAACAGUUUGCAGAAUUAACAGUUUGCUGAAUUAACAGUUUGCGUUUUGACUCUAUCCCUGCUUUGUCCUUACUAGGGCAAGCCUCCUCUCUCUUCAUAAGGUAGGCUACUGGUAAAAUAAACGCCAACGACUCUAUCUCUCUUUCUCUGAUGUUUUCAGUUCCCUUGCUUUUGAUGAAACUACCAGCUCACGGCCUAUGAUGAUAUUUACAGUUGUAUUUUAUUUUCUGUUUUUUUAUGUUCUUAAAAAAAAAGCAUUCUAAUAAAAACAUUUUUCCACAAAA
This is a messenger RNA of Anguilla anguilla (European eel), 3706 nucleotides long. RefSeq names its product arylsulfatase A (gene arsa). Bases 328 to 1854 code for a protein of 508 amino acids. The transcript is spliced from 8 exons. Gene Ontology annotation, molecular function: arylsulfatase activity. NCBI's taxonomy places the organism in Eukaryota, Metazoa, Chordata, Actinopteri, Anguilliformes, Anguillidae. The record is from RefSeq and is a predicted model, not a curated record.